This is a messenger RNA of Alternaria arborescens, 1737 nucleotides long. RefSeq lists its product as hypothetical. Lineage: Eukaryota; Fungi; Ascomycota; Dothideomycetes; Pleosporales; Pleosporaceae. The record is from RefSeq and is a predicted model, not a curated record. Gene Ontology annotation, molecular function: mRNA binding. The coding region runs from base 1 to 1737 and encodes 578 amino acids. The transcript is spliced from 4 exons. Gene Ontology annotation, cellular component: P-body. Gene Ontology annotation, biological process: cytoplasmic stress granule assembly; P-body assembly.
AUGUCCGAGUUCAUCGGAUCUCGCAUUUCUCUCAUCUCAAAGAGCGACAUCCGCUAUGUCGGCACUCUCGUUGAGAUCAACUCAGAAGCCUCCACAGUCUCAUUAGACAAUGUGCGCUCCUUUGGCACAGAGGGGCGGAAGGGCGGCAAAGACGAAUACCCGCCAUCAGACGUCGUUUACGAGCAGAUUGUCUUCCGAGGCAGCGAUGUGAAGGAUCUUCGCAUUGAAGAGCCUGUCAAGGAGAAGGCCCAGCCUGCAAUGCCCCAGGACCCAGCCAUCAUCGGAGUACAACAACCCCAGUCGCGGCAAGAAGGCAGUCCACAAGACAUUGCCGGUCGCCAACAACCGCCACCGAAUUUUCCUCAACCAGGUCAAUUCCCACCUGGUGGAUACCCUCCCUUCGGUGGACCUGGCGGCCCUGGUGGUGCAUAUGGCAACCGAUUCGGUCCUCCAGGUGGUUUCCCUGGCGGUCCAGGGCCUUUCCCAGGUCCUGGAGGCCCACCAGGCGCAUUUGGCAUGCCACCGCCUCCAUUUGGUGCGCCUCCAGGCUGGUUCCCUCCAGGCCAAGGCUUCCACCAGCCUCCUGGUCCGUUCUCGCCUAACAUGCCCAUUGGCCCUCCCGGCUUGAACCAAAACCAACCCCCACAAGGUCAACGGGGCCCGUCAGGUCCCCAGGCAGGCAAGGAUGAGAAGCCAGGUCAGCCACAGCAACCAAAGGUCGCCGAGGCAGAUGGUGCAUCCGCCAAGCCACAACAAAAGAACGGCGCGAAGGCAUCUGGCUCAACACCAACGCCGGCUGCUGCUGGUAAGCAGGCUCCUCCACCACCAGUCGACUCAAAGCCCGAUGUUUCAGCUGCGUUGGCACCACCCCAUCCUCAAACCACUCAACCGCCGUCCAAGGGUAAGCCUAGCGGGCCCAAAGGUGGACGAAUCAUCCCCGCUGUUCCGAUUCCAAGCCCGAGAGCAGCAAAGACGGCGCCUCAUGCCCAAGAAGGUGCUGCCGCUCCCGUACAAAUGCCCAGUGCUGCUCAGCAGCAGAAUGCUACUCAACUAGCAACUGCCGCUGUCGCCGAGGCCAUGGCCAAGCUCAACCUACAGAACAAGGGCCAGGCGCAAGGUCAACCACCAAGUCAACCUCCUGUCUCAGAUCCCAUGAACAACCUGGCACAACAGGUACAGGGCAUGCGCGAUCAACAGAGCCGUCAGCACCAGCCCCGUCAGCGAGGAACAGGCGAGUUCCGCGGUCGAGGCGGAAGAGGAGGACGGGGUGGCGCUCAUCAGCAACACCCCAAGAUGGAGGUGCCCACAACCGAUUUCGAUUUUGAGUCAGCGAACGCAAAGUUCAACAAGCAGGACUUGAUCAAGGAAGCCAUCGCCUCUGGCUCGCCAAUGGGUGAUGCUCCAGCUGUUCCAGCUGUCGAGGCCGCAACCACAGAGAAAGAAGAGGUCGUCAUCCCUGGCGGAUCCAUGUACGACAAGAGCUCUUUCUUCGAUAACAUUUCGAGCGAACUCAAGGAUAGGGAAGAGGCUGCCACGCGUGGCCAAGAGUUCAGGAGCCAAGAGCGCCAGAAGAACAUGGAGACCUUUGGCCAGGGCAGCGUCGAUGGUUUCCGUGGUGGUCGAGGUCGUGGACGCGGCCGUGGACGUGGUCGCGGCUUUGGCGGCGGAUACCGUGGUCGUGGAGGUGCACCAAGGGGUCGUGGCGGCGCGGAGUUUGGGGCUCAACCUGCCGCUUAG